This is a messenger RNA of Diuraphis noxia (Russian wheat aphid), 2392 nucleotides long. RefSeq lists its product as uncharacterized. Lineage: Eukaryota; Metazoa; Arthropoda; Insecta; Hemiptera; Aphididae. The record is from RefSeq and is a predicted model, not a curated record. Gene Ontology annotation, biological process: intracellular signal transduction.
AUUUACUAUUAUGUCGUAUAUAACAAAAAUGACACUAUGACUGAGGGUGCCGAAGGUUGCAGCGACGAUCCGCUGGCUUCAUUACAGUUUGACGUCGCUUCCGGUGGCCCGUCGUCAGAAAGCCAACAGCUCGAGAGUCAGGCGGAAGUGUCCACAUUGUGUAUACCGUCGGCGGACAAUGAUAUCGACAAAAUAAUCGCUGGUGAAUGGCAUGGAGGAGAAUGCAAAACAGGUUGUUGCAGCAGGUGUGCGUUCAGAGAAUGGAGGCUGGUUGGUGAUAAGUUGCAAUUAUUUUGUUUCAAAGACUAUGAUGCGUUGAUAGCAACUCGUCCAGCGAUAACUAACAUACAGUUUUGCUUCCGGUUCAAGUCCAGUCCGAAAUGUUUAAAGCAUCCCAAUGUUCCAAACGCCAAUUGUUUCAUAUUUUUCGACAUCGUUUCGGGUGAUAUUCACAAAAAUUGGAUGCAAGUGGUGCGCCGGUUGAAAGAGACGUCGGCCAACGCAACGACUGCACAGCUGCGCCGAUGGUCGCGGGCUGUGGACGAGAACGGAAACACAGCUCUGAUAUUGGGCGCCAAACGGCUAAUGAACUGCGGAUUGUUUAAACGUGCAUAUCAGUUUGCAGUAAUGAUGCUGAAAUUCGGUAGUGACGUCAACUGGUUGAAUAACGGUGGACGCUCGUUAAUUACAUACACCGUCCAUUACAUGGAUCAGGCGAUAGACAUCACUAGACUCUUAUUGAACUGUGGAGCAACCGUAUGGCUCGAAGAUUGUAAUUCGGAAGCUAGACUCCACUACGUGAAACUACUGAAAGAAUACCGUACAAAAACGCAAACAACACUGCAGAGACGUUUAACCGAUGAUCCGGUUGAAAGCCCACUGGACAGCAUUUUCACUUGGUUCCUACGUUCCGUCAUGAUCAGAAGGCGCAUGGACGACAGUUGUCUGCGCACAUUGUCAUUACUUUCACAGUCGAUGGGCGAGGACCCGACCAGGAUGCACUCGCACGUCAUGCGCACCAUGUUCAGUCAUGCUCAGUGUUACAAUAUAUUCGGACCGGUGUUCUUCCAGAUCAAAAAGGCCCUGGCGCCCCAGUGGGUGCAACCACAUUCGCUGCAGCAGCUGUGCCGCAAGUCCAUACGGCGGUCGCUGUUUCGCGGCCGCCACGGUAACGCACACCCCGAAACGGUAGCCGAGCUUAAGCUGCCCAAGCCCCUAGAGUCUUAUGUCUCCUACCACGACUGAACCAUUGCACACCAUUAUUUCUCCCGCGAUCAGCACCCGGCCACCUCCAUACCUCAUCGUCAAAAGUCAUCAACGGAUAAACUUAUACUCGUCUUCCACGCCACAUAAUAUAAAAUAUACAGUUUCCCCCAUCCCACUUCCAAUUAUCACUACACUUGAAAUUAAAAGUGUAUAAUGAGUUUACGAAAUGUUAUUAUAUUGGAAUUUCAGUUUGGAUACAAUGAUUUAAAAUAUAAAUAUAUAUUUUUUUAAACAUAUAAAAUAUUCGAAAAAAAAUUCCAACUGAGAACUAAUUUGGAUACAAACGGGACGCGGAAUUACGUGAUAUUGCGUCAAAUACCAUCUAUUGUURAACUGUAUCUUAAUUUACUUCGUUGAAUUGUGAAAAUCAAGUAAAUUAAAAUUUUGUCCGCCUCCUAUUAACCCCUGCCCACACACGAUAUUCAUCCCCCCAUUCGUCCACGAAAUACCGAUUAUCGCCGAGUCCUUGUUGAACCUAUAUAUUAUAAAUGUGCGUAUAUGAUAUGUCCUAUAUUAUAUAAUAUAAUAAUAUAUAUACAAUACAUACUGAAUUAAUUUCCAAAGCUUUCGAUUGGAAACGUACAUUAUAUAGUUUGUAAGUACCUACUAUGUCACCAGACGUCACCGGUGUGUCUAUAUAUCUUGCCAACUAAUUACGUUAGGCCAAUAAUACAUAAGUCGAUAAGUCCGUGCGUGGCUCCUGUUAUUUUUAUUAUUAUAUACACCYAGCUUUUCGACAAGGUUAUAUAAUUUUCGACUUACUUUUUUUUAUUAUAUAUUAUAUAAAUUGUUUUAUAUUGCGUAACUCCAUCACAAUAAUGAAUCAUUUUUAUCCGUUGUCUGGUAUUAUAUAUAAGUUUAUCGAGUGUGUGCAAGACAUUUUGUGUACUACUUAAUAAAGUUAUAGAUAUAGGUAGGUAGUAAAUUAUUUUACUCACCCGAUGAAAUAUUGAUUGUUCAUUAUAUAUAAUAUAUUGYGAUAUAAGCUGUAAAAGUUCAAUACUAUACUCGCAAUCAGGUUGCAAAAAAACGUUUUUCUUGCCUCAUAAUAACAGUAGGUAUAAUAAAUAUAGGUAAAUAAUUUCAUUUAUUAACCUAUACCUAUAUAUUAUAAUAAUAUUGUAUA